Messenger RNA from Diorhabda sublineata, 1825 nucleotides. It is a transcript of the gene Notum, whose product is annotated as palmitoleoyl-protein carboxylesterase NOTUM. The transcript is spliced from 7 exons. NCBI's taxonomy places the organism in Eukaryota, Metazoa, Arthropoda, Insecta, Coleoptera, Chrysomelidae. Bases 1 to 1728 code for a protein of 575 amino acids. Gene Ontology annotation, molecular function: hydrolase activity. The record is from RefSeq and is a predicted model, not a curated record.
AUGAUGAAAACUAAAUUAAGAAGUACGUUUGCAAUUACUAGCAAUCAGUGGAAGAUAUUUUCUUUAUGGCUCGGAAUCUGUUUGGCAUUACACAACGGACAUGCGGAAGUGACUUUAGAGCAGCCGAUUUAUACGAAUUCUAUACAGAGAUUCGAAAAUAGCGGUGAUCAGAAUGGUACCCAAGAAAACGAGGUGAAAGCUUUGAAAAAAGUUUUUUUAUCAAAUAGAUCAAUCACUUGUAACGAUGGUUCACAAGCUGGAUUUUAUCUCAGACGCUCGCACUCGAGUACCAAGUGGAUAAUUUUUCUAGAAGGAGGAUGGUAUUGUUAUGACAUUCAAACUUGUCGAAAUCGAUGGUUAAAGCAACGACACUAUAUGACUUCUUCAAAAUGGCCCGAAACAAAAGACGUUGGUGGUAUAUUAUCUCCAAAUAUGAAAGAAAAUCCGUUUUGGUGGAAUGCAAACCACGUGUUCGUUCCAUAUUGCUCCAGUGAUUCUUGGAGUGGUACUAAACCGCCUACACCAAGUGAUUUGUUCAGUUUCAUGGGAUCGUUUAUUGUAAGACAAGUGAUUAGAGAUUUGAUACCGUUGGGAUUAGAAAACAGCACCGAUUUGAUCCUCAGUGGUAGUAGUGCAGGUGGUACUGGCGUGAUGUUGAAUUUAGACUACGUGAAGGAACUUCUCCACGAAGAACUUUUGCUUACUCAGAUCAAUGUAAGAGGAAUCACCGAUUCUGGAUGGUUUUUGGAUAGGAUACCUUACGCGCCAACAAACAAACCAGCUGUUGAAGCGAUUAGGAAAGGGAUGGAUAUGUGGAGAGGCAAAGUACCUAGAAGAUGUAGAGAGGAAUAUAUGAAUGAACCAUGGAGGUGUUAUUUUGGAUAUAGGCUUUAUCCAACUUUGAAAUCGGAACUAUUUGUAUUUCAAUGGCUCUUCGAUGAGGCUCAAAUGGAUGUUGAUAAUGUGGGAGCGCCUGUCACCAAACAACAAUGGGAUUACAUUCACAAAAUGGGCGAUGCACUCCGUCAUAGUUUCGAGAACGUUACGGCGGUUUUUGCGCCCGCUUGUAUAUCUCACUCGGUUCUAACACAAAGACACUGGCAAUCUGUAAAAAUCGACGAUAUAUCCGUGGCUGAAGCUUUACACUGUUGGGAACAAAAAACAAGCAAAAGAAAAUUAAAGAAACUGAAUAAUGCGAGGGUGAUGAGCCAAAAUACAGGUAGAAAAGGAAAGAGGAAGAGGAAUCAGAGAAACAGAUUGGAGUAUGAAGGAGUUUUAAAUAACGAUGACAGAGCUGGUACUGUUCAAGAUCCGACUGUGGAGAUGAAGAGGAGAAGAAGAAAUAGGAAAAAUAAAAAGGUUAAUAAAAACAAAAUAAGACCUCGUAAACAGCAACAAAACAAAGAGAACAAACCGAUUUUCGCUACAAACUUACAUCCUCUAUUAGACAACAGACCUUCAAGAUCAGUUUUGCAAAAUUCUAAGUGGCUUCGUAAACGUAGAUGCGUUCAUAGAAGAUUAGAAAGAUGCUCUUGGCCACAGUGUAACCAUUCGUGUCCAAAAUUGCAUAAUCCUUUUACCGGAGAGGAAAUGGAUUUUAUAGAAUUAUUGAAAUCGUUUGGACUCGAUAUGAACAGUGUUGCUGACGCAUUAGGUAUCGAUAUGCAAACUUUGAAUAAUAUGGACCAUGCUGAACUACUAAAUUUGCUUACGCAGCAAUCAAAUUAAAUAGUUGGUUUAAAAUUCUAAACUACUGAAUGUAUGCAAAAUAUUCCGCAAAAAUAAAAAUUAUUGAACUAAAUAUAUAAUACCAAACGGGAGUAUA